GCGCGCGUUCCAGAUCGCGUCAAAAGCAACACCACUCACCCAUUCAUUCUCAUCCACAUUUCUAGCGACGAAUCUGGCCGCACUUUGCUCAGUCUACGACGAGGAUGGACUUUGCUCCCUCUUCGACGGCGGCGGGCGCCAGCGAUGGAGGUCUCAACGUUCAGAUCGUACACACACCGGGCCUGACGAGAGUCGUCCACGCGCCAAAGAACUCCAGGGGCCAGAGCAGCGAUCGCAUCUUUACCGCCGGCGAUGACUUUCUCGUGCGCAUGCUGCCGGCACAGCUCGACUCGUCGAUGGAGCCCCUCAUGAUCGACGACUGCACCAAGCCAGUGACGUGGAUCGACGCCGAUGCAGACUACCUCGUCACCGCCUCCGAGGACGGCUGUGUGCGCAUCUACCAGCACAACACUGCCGCGGCCCAGGAAGGCGGCGUGGGCGACACGCAGGUCUCGCCCACCGACCUUGUGGCCGUUCUCACCAGGGUCACGCUCUCGGCUCGCUGCGCCGCCCUGGAGCGGGCCGUGUCGCCGGGAAAGACGCCCAGGGUGGCUGUAUGCAGCGACGAGCUCGUGGUAAAGGUCAUCGACUCGGGCGACCUCAAGCGCGUGCAGCUCCUCACUGGCCACACCAGGCCCGUCAGAGCAGCGGCGUGGUGCCCCACCCAGCCGCUCCUCGUCACCUGCUCCAGCGAUGGCUCAGCGAGGAUCUGGGACCUGUCGACGACCGAGCCAGACUGCGUGAAGGUCCUCGAUGGCCUCGUCUCGACGCACGCGGCUGCCGACUCGGAGCUGGCUUCUCAGGCUGUCUGGCAUCCCUCGGGCCAGUACUUUGUUGUGGCCGGAAAGGCAAACGACCUCGUCCUCAUCAGUGCGCCCUCGUGGCAGAAGGCCGGCGCCUUUGUCGCAGAAGGUCCCGAGGCACCCAGGGGCGCCAUCACUGCCCUGGCCUUUUGCCCCAAUGGCCGGUACCUGGCCAGCGCGACAACCGAUGGCCAGGUGAUGGUCUGGGAAGCGGCGACGCGGCGCGCACUGCAUUCUCGCAAGGCAGAUGGCCUCGUCACCGGCAUCUCGUGGUCCCCUGGCCACGAUGCGCUGGCCUGGGUCGACAACAGUGGCCAGCUCGUUCGAUGGCAGAACGUCGUCGGCAGUACCUCGCCCUCGCCUUAUGAGCACGUCGAGCAUGCCAAGUUCACCGCCAACAAGGCAAGGGGCAGCAAGGCCCACACGGACGACAUCGACGACCUCUUUCGCGGGACCGACAUCGACGAUGACGAUGACCUGAUGGAUGUGGAAGGCGAUGGAAGAGCCAAGGCAACGUCGCCCGAUGUCGUUGAUGAAGAAGACGAGCAGUCACUCUACCAUCGCAGGAGGUCGGCGCUGCCGAGUGCAACGACACGCGCCCAGCCAGCGUUCCAGCCCUGCUCGACGCCCAUGAAGAACAAGCGACGCUUCCUGUGCUUCAACAUGAUCGGGUCCCUCGUCGCAAACGAUCAGGGCAGCCACCAGUCCAUCUCCUUUGAGUCGCACGACGCGGGUGCGCGGCGCAACUGGCGCUUCGUCGAUCACUUUGGCUACUCAAUGGCUUCCAUGGGCGAAGCUGGCGCUCUCUUUGCAAGCCCCAGCCAGAAGAAUCGCUCGAGCGAGGAGGACGACGACGAAGUACGGGACCACCCUUCGACUGUGUACUUUAAGCCAUUCGAAGCGACGGGCGCCUGGGCCGUUGCAGGCGGCGAAUGGACCGUGAGCCUGCCCCGGGGAGAAGAGGCCGUAGCCGUGGCCAUGGCUGGCCGCGCUGGUUCUCGGUCGUCUUCAGAUGACUGUCCCACAGCCAUUGUGGCUACCUCGAGCGGAUACUUGCGCUUCUUCUCUGGCUCGGGCCUCCAGCGGUAUAUUUGGGCGUUGGGAGGCCAAGUGGUGGCAUUGGCCGCAGGCAAGAGCGUGGCACUGAUUGUGCACCGCGUCGCUGCGACCAUGGACGGUUUCCAGAACCUGUCGUUCUCUCUCAUCGACCUGGCCACGUUUGCGGUGCGCCAAGAGGGAACGAUUCCCCUCGCAAAGGGAGCCACGCUCGCCUGGGCGGGCUUCAAUUCGCUCGAUGCACCGGCGCUGUACGAUAGCACGGGCAAGCUCUUUGUUCUCGACCGGGCUUUUGGCGCAAUGGGUCAGGCACGUUGGGUGCCUUGCCUCGACACGGACCUGAUCAAGUCGAGCAAGACAAGCGCAGCCGACGAGGCAGAGGGAGAGGAAAACAUCGACGAAGCCGUCAAGCCCAAGUUGCGAUUCUGGCCCGUCGGCCUGACGACGACGCACAUGAUGAGCGUCAUGAUGCGGGGAAGCCAGCCGUACCCUGACGCCAACGCCUCGUCGCGCCCAUUGAUCCAGGAAAUCGACCUGGCGAUGCCCGUCGUCGGCCAGGACACACCCGUAACGGCACUCGAGGAAGAGCACCUUCGCUCGGUCAUGCUCGCCCAGUCCAUCCGAGAUGCUCGCAUGGCCCGGCGCCUGCAGGGGCGGAACGAGGACCUGAGAGACGAAGACGAGACGCUCGCGGAGCCGCGGACGCUGGACCACACCGCCGACAAGGCGCUUCUGCAGCUGAUCCAGCAUGCAUGCAAGUCGGACAGGCACGCGAGGGCCCUCGACGCCACGAGGGAGCUCCACGGCAGCCGAAUGCUCGAUGCUGCGCUGCAGAUUGCCGCCUUUUUCCAUUUGGCCAGUCUGGCGGAUCGUAUGGACGAGCUGCGAGCCUGGGUGUCGACGAGGGCGCAGAGGGACGAGACGCGGGCUUAUGGGCUGCUGCCCCCGACGGCCGUGACCGAGGAGGUCGUGACGGUACCGAGGAUACUGGCAUCGAGCAGCCAAGAACCGGCAUCGGCAGAUCAGAGGAGCAAGGAGGCAAAGGCAGCCCUGACGAGACCGUUUGAGAGCUCGGGGAGGAAAUCCUUUGGACGGGGCAGCCUCUCACUGCAGGAACAUGGCCAGACUUCCUCGGCUUCAUCGACGCCGACACCGGAAAAGACAAAGGUCAGCCAGAUGACUAAUGAGGAGGACAGCUCGUCGAGGAAGCGCCGGGCUGAGUCACAGGAGAACGACGAGGACGAGGAGCAAGGAGAGCAAGAACACGAAGGAGGCGCCGGCCAUGCGGUGCUGCGCGAAUCGGAGACGAAACGGAACAAGAGCAGGCACAGCGACUUGGCAGACCCAUUCACCUCGUCGAGCAGCAGCAGUGCAGCCAAAAAGACGAAUCCGUUUGCAGCGACGCGGGGCAUGACGAGAGACAGGAGCAUGCACAAGUCUUCGUCAUUCUUUGAGCGCGUAGACAAGGCCGCGACUCAACAAUCUGCCGGAGCCAAGGCGGGCAAGGGAAAACAAACGACGCUGAUGGGAUUCAAGAAGCCGAGCCUGACGCCGGCGUUUGCAGAGAGCCAGAGCCAAAGCCAGAGCCAAUCCCCGGAUAGAGAGCUUGAUGGAGAGAGUCAAAACAAGGAUCUGGAGAUGGCAAGACUGAGCGACCAGCAGAGUCUGGUGCAGCUAGAGGAGACGCAGAACGACGAUGAGGAGACGCAGAUGUUUUGAGCUCGAUCAAUGGCAUGAUUAUAUUCUU
Messenger RNA from Acaromyces ingoldii, 3606 nucleotides. RefSeq lists its product as hypothetical. The coding region runs from base 105 to 3578 and encodes 1157 amino acids. NCBI's taxonomy places the organism in Eukaryota, Fungi, Basidiomycota, Exobasidiomycetes, Exobasidiales, Cryptobasidiaceae. Gene Ontology annotation, cellular component: nuclear replication fork. The record is from RefSeq and is a predicted model, not a curated record. The transcript is spliced from 2 exons. Gene Ontology annotation, biological process: DNA-templated DNA replication; DNA repair; mitotic cell cycle. Gene Ontology annotation, molecular function: chromatin binding; protein binding.